CUCCGCUCCACGCUUCUCCGCCUCGCAGGCUCGCACGCGCAGCCCCCAAACCUACAACUCCCCCCUUCCCUUUCCCGUUCCCUCCGCUCCUCCCACACAACACCCCCAACCCGCAGUUGUUCCACGCCUCUGCCCUAACACUCCGCAAAGCCCUAGUCGCCGCGCGCCCGCCUGCCGCCAUGAGGUCCAAGUCCGACGGAGACGCCUCGUUCAAGGCCUCCGGCAAGCGCAAGAAGGCCACCGGCGGCGUCGCCAAGCCGAAGCGCGCACCCACCCCCUUCUUCGCCUUCCUAGCUGAGUUCAGGCCGCAGUACAUGGAGAAGCACCCUGAGGCCAAGGGCGUCGCUGCCGUGACCAAGGCGGCCGGGGAGAAGUGGCGCUCUAUGUCCGAUGAGGAGAAGGCGAAGUAUGGCGGCAAGAAGCAGGAGGUCCAAGAGAACAAGGCUGCGAAAAAGAAGGAGAGCACUAGCUCCAAGAAGGCCAAAACUGAUGGUGAUGAGGAGGAAGGAGAAGGUUCUGACAAGUCCAAGUCUGAUGUUGAGGAUGAUGGCGAGGAGGAUGGUGCUAAUGAGGAGGAUGAGGAUUAAAUAGUAGCUUAGGGAACGGCAGCUAUGCAAAUCUGUGUUUUGCUGCUUAUAGCUUAGCUUGCUGCGUUGCUGCCCUUGUCAUGUAAUGUUAUGUCGUAUGGAGAAUGUUUAGAUGAUACUUCAGGGCUGUGGCACCUGAAGGUGUCUGUUUAAUUAAUUAGUAGCGAAGAAAAAGCUGAAUACUCUUGACUGCUUUUUCUUCUGCCGACCUCUGCAGCAUGUGUAAACAGUUAAUCUGCAUGCUUUUAUCCACUGAUCUGAUGACUCACCCGCAGUUCGUUUGCUACUAA
This is a messenger RNA of Brachypodium distachyon (stiff brome), 877 nucleotides long. RefSeq names its product DNA-binding protein MNB1B. The record is from RefSeq and is a predicted model, not a curated record. NCBI's taxonomy places the organism in Eukaryota, Viridiplantae, Streptophyta, Magnoliopsida, Poales, Poaceae. The coding region runs from base 180 to 587 and encodes 135 amino acids. The transcript is spliced from 7 exons.